This is a messenger RNA of Thermothielavioides terrestris NRRL 8126, 1319 nucleotides long. RefSeq lists its product as uncharacterized. NCBI's taxonomy places the organism in Eukaryota, Fungi, Ascomycota, Sordariomycetes, Sordariales, Chaetomiaceae. Bases 176 to 1258 code for a protein of 360 amino acids. The record is from RefSeq and is a predicted model, not a curated record. The transcript has 2 exons.
CGGGGAUUGAAAGGGGUCAUUAGUAAUGAUGUGUUCCCCCUCGCAUUGCGCUAUAAACCAGCGACGUCGACUGAACUGACUCCCCCGUAUUGCCUUGUUGCGGAAUACUUGGCAGCACUCCGAGCGAAGCCUCUCACACAGAAAUCCCAGCACUUGACUAGUCACUCCUGAAGCCAUGGCGCAGUUCAUUACGCCCGGCCUCAAGCAGUCGAUCGAAAACUCCAAAUGCGAGUACCGUCGGCUGGGAAACAGCGGCCUCCGCAUUUCGGUGCCCAUCUUUGGGUGCAUGAGCUUCGGCGACCCCAGGACGCUUGACUGGGCCAUUGGCGAGGAGGAAGCGCUCCCGCUGCUGAAGGCCGCCUAUGACAGAGGUCUCAACACAUGGGACACGGCCAACGCGUAUUCGAACGGCGCGUCCGAGAUCAUCGUCGGCAAGGCGCUCAAGAAAUACAACAUCCCCCGGGAGAAGGUUGUGAUCAUGACCAAGUGUUACUUCGCUGUCGGGGAGGAGCCCGAGCUGCGCGGUUUUUUUGUCCGUGACCAGCUCGCCCAGUCCAAGGACUACAUCAACCAGUUCGGCCUGUCACGGGCCGCCAUCUUCAACCAGGUCGAGGCGUCUCUCAAGAGGCUCGACACGCCCUACAUCGACCUCCUGCAGAUCCAUCGCUUCGACCGGAACACGCCCAUCGAGGAGACCAUGAAGGCGCUGCACGAUCUCGUCCAGUCGGGCAAGGUGCGCUACAUCGGCGCCAGCAGCAUGUGGGCGACCGAGUUCGCGCGCAUGCAGUUCUGCGCCGAGCGCAACGGCUGGACCAAGUUCAUCAGCAUGCAGAACCACUACAACCUCCUCUACCGCGAGGAGGAGCGCGAGAUGAACCGCUUCUGCAACGACACCGGCGUGGGGCUGAUCCCGUGGGCGCCGCUCUGCAGGGGACACCUGGCUCGCCGGCCGGAGCAGUUCGGCACGACACCUCGCAGUCAGGGAGAGAAGCAGAACCAGCCUGGCUCGCACGGCACGGUCGAGCCAGACCUGACCAUCAUCAAGCGGGUCGUGGAGCUCGCGGACAAGCAUGAGUGGCCGAUUUCCCAUGUUGCUCUGGCUUGGAUCAAUAAGCGGGUCACAAGUCCCAUCAUUGGCUUCAGCAGCGUUCAGAGGUUGGAAGAAGCGAUUGCGGCGAGGGGGAAGGUACUGACCGAAGAAGAAGAGAAGUACCUCGAGGAGCUCUAUCAACCUAAGCCGAUCCAAGGACAUUCGUAGGUGCGGUUGGUGUGACGAGUUAGGCUGGGACAUUGCUGAAUGGAGACUCCUCGUUCUGACU